CUGGAGAGACACCAGAGCGAGGGGAUGAGGAUUAGGGGUGGCCGCAGCUGGCACGGGGAGAGCAGCUGCGGGGGCGGAGGGAGGGACGUUGCAGAGGGCCUGUCCCCGGGCCGUGCGCCCUGGCCGGGCGGGCUUCGCUGCGGCCGGCCGCUUCCUGCCGGAGGACUGCGAAGACCCCGGAGGGCGUGGGCGCGGGGAUGAAUGAGUGUCGUGGCAGGGGCGCCUCCCCACCUCUUGCCCGAGCCCGCUGCGCCGCCGGGCCGACGGAAGGACGCGAGCCCGGCGCGCGAGAGCCUGGGUUGGACUUGCAAUGAUUCUGGCCUGAGUUCCAGGAUGAUUUGUUCUUGGGACCAGACGUGACCAGAAGUUGACCUCAUGAGCACUUCGACCUCUCCAGCCGCCAUGCUUCUCCGGAGGCUGAGACGGCUCUCCUGGGGCAGCACUGCCGUCCAGCUCUUCAUCCUAACGGUGGUGACGUUUGGUCUGCUGGCCCCCUUGGCCUGUCACCGGCUUCUGCACUCUUACUUCUAUCUGCGCCACUGGCAUCUGAACCAAAUGAGCCAAGAGUUUCUGCAGCAAAGCUUGAAAGAGGGUGAGGCUGCGCUCCACUACUUUGAGGAGCUGCCCUCUGCCAAUGGCUCAGUGCCCAUUGUCUGGCAGGCCACACCCCGGCCCUGGCUGGUGAUCACCAUCAUCACUGUGGACAGGCAACCUGGCUUCCACUAUGUCCUGCAGGUGGUGUCCCAGUUCCACCGGCUUCUUCAGCAGUGUGGCCCCCAGUGCGAGGGGCACCAACUCUUCCUGUGCAACGUGGAGCGGAGUGUGAGCCAUUUCGAUGCCAAGCUGCUCUCCAAGUAUGUCCCCGUGGCCAACCGCUACGAGGGCACUGAGGAUGAUUACGGCGAUGACCCUUCGACCAACUCAUUUGAGAAAGAGAAGCAGGACUAUGUCUAUUGCCUGGAGUCAUCCCUGCAGACCUACAACCCAGACUAUGUCCUGAUGGUGGAAGAUGACGCUCUCCCGGAAGAGCAGAUCUUCCCAGUCUUGGAGCACCUUCUGCGGGCUCGCUUCUCUGAGCCACACCUCAGAGAUGCCCUUUAUCUGAAGCUCUAUCACCCCGAGAGGCUCCAGCACUACAUCAACCCAGAGCCCAUGCGGAUCCUGGAGUGGGUUGGUGUGGGCAUGUUGCUGGGGCCCUUACUAACCUGGAUAUAUAUGAGGUUUGCAAGCCGCCCGGGCUUUAGCUGGCCUGUCAUGCUCUUCUUCUCCCUGUACAGCAUGGGUCUGGUGGAGCUGGUGGGCCGGCACUAUUUCCUGGAACUGCGGCGGCUGAGUCCUUCCCUGUACAGUGUGGUCCCUGCCUCUGAGUGUUGCACCCCUGCCAUGCUCUUCCCUGCCCCCGCGGCCCGCCGGACCCUCACCUACCUGUCCCAGGUGUACUGCCACAAAGGCUUUGGCAAGGACAUGGCGCUGUACUCGCUGCUGAGGGCCAAGGGAGAGCGGGCCUACGUGGUAGAGCCCAACCUCGUGAAACACAUUGGGCUCUUCUCCAGCCUCCGGUACAACUUUCAUCCCAGUCUACUUUAAGGUGCCAAGAAAAGCCUUUCUGAAAUUGGCCACUUCUUGGAGAUUCAAAUCUCAAGCUCUUUGUUUAGACGUGGUUGCUUGCAGAUACUUCAUUGUUUACUGUUGCUAGGGAUAUAGGCACUGGGACAGCUGAGGAACAUCUGUGAAUCCAGAGUCUUGGCUUUGAUUGAUAACUUUCCGGCAGGAGCAGCAGUUUGCCACGGAUCCGGACCUCUCCCCCUCCACACAGCCACGCUGCCUCACGCAGUCUGACCCACCCAUCGAGGGUGCACCAGUGAGAAUUUCCAGCUGUUUUGGAGCUCUGCUUUGUGAUAGAGCUUGUGACUGCCAAAAAUUUGUGCACACUGCUAAGACUGUUUUAGGAUUUUAAGGGUAGAAUUUGGUGAAAGGUGAGAAUUGAUUCUUUUGAAUCAAUUCUUUCGAAUUGAUUCUUUCUCAUUGGGUGUGAGAAUGGAUGUGGGUUUAGAAUAUAUGCCCAGUAAGGCAGGAUCAUGUGGAUAUAUUCCAUUUGUCUCUUUGACCUGGUGUAAUAGAAACUGAUGAAAGCCGUGCAGUGCCUGGCGUCUUAGAGGCAAGGUGACCUGGCUUUUCUAUUACCUGGCAUUUUUUUUCUGUAUAUCUGUAGUACACUGAUAAUUGAUACUGUUAGUGAGAACUUGAAGACACAGCAGAAUCUGGAAGAGCCUUUUGGAUCAUCAAAAUUAGAUUGCUUAUGUUUACUAGUGAUUUAAUGUUGAAUAUUUCUAUUGUAUUCUGAUUCUUUGAAAGUUGGACAUUGCAGAACCAUAUAGAAGGGUGAGCUCUUUACUGGUAGCAUAUCCUUUUCCCUAACUUUGCUGGCUGACCAUUCACCCUCCUUUCUUUGUCUUCUAGGUAGCAUGAUGGUAUAGAAGAAAAAGCAUGGACUGAAGUCAGAAGACCUGAACCUUUAUUUCAGAUCUCUGCCAUGUCCUAAUGAUGUGACCUUGGGCGAGUCAUAUAACCAUUCUGGGUCUCAGUAAAAUGAGAACAGUAGUACCUACCUGUUAAGGUUGCCUUAGGAUUAAAUGGCAGAUGAUAUGGAAACACCUAGCAAGUGCUUGACCCAUACAGGACAUGUGGCAAAUGUUUUUUUCUCUCUUAUUUAAUAAGUAUAUACAACUCCAGUGUAUUUGGGGUCAAGAUAUUAGUGAUGUUGUUUGAAGCGUGAGAUAGGGCAUAGGGCUGCCACCUGCGUAACAGGUGUUCCAGACCAAACGCUGCUAACAUAAAGGCUGACUUUUCAUUGUGACUUUGGAAGGAUGUGCAGCUCAGCUUUCAUCCAGCCCUACCUCCAACUGAGCCAACAAUACGAAUUGUUUGUUCAAACUGGAAAUGAUCUGAGACUCCUCCUGAGUUUUUCCAAAACUGGCAUCUGAAAAUUACUUUUCUCAAAAGUUACAAAUAGGCCGGGCUCGGUGGCUCACGCCUGGAA
This is a messenger RNA of Microcebus murinus (gray mouse lemur), 3040 nucleotides long. RefSeq names its product post-GPI attachment to proteins GalNAc transferase 4 (gene PGAP4). The record is from RefSeq and is a predicted model, not a curated record. Gene Ontology annotation, cellular component: Golgi membrane. Gene Ontology annotation, molecular function: glycosyltransferase activity. Gene Ontology annotation, biological process: GPI anchor biosynthetic process. NCBI's taxonomy places the organism in Eukaryota, Metazoa, Chordata, Mammalia, Primates, Cheirogaleidae.